UAAAAAACAUACAAUUGAAGCUAGUGGUAACUGCUGAUAGUUUCGUUCGACAAAAUUGAAGAUUAUCUUUAUAAAAAUAAUGAGUAGUAAUAGAAUCAGUGUACGAUUUAUAAAAUAAAAAUAAAAUGUUUAUGAAGAAAGACUAGUAAACUUGUAGUGUUUUUUUAACAAUGACUUCGUUUAUUAAUUUAACAUGGAAAUGGGAGCAUAUAUGUGGCCCUUCAGGUCUUCAACCAUGGAACGACUCAACAAAAGAUAUCGGAAUGUGUUUUCAAGAAUUGUUUUUACAGAUACCAAUUUACUUUAUCCUUGCCAUCACGUCAGGAUACUACGUUGGAUUCCGAAAAGACUGGGUAGUCAGGGAGAAAAUUCAAGAACGAGCUAUAGCAUUACGUAGUUUUGCAAUUUUAUUACUGGCUUUUAUUCCAAUAAUAGAACUAUACAUUUUCUUGACUGAUGAAGACUUUACUUUACUUCCAAUUGAUUAUUUUACGGCCGGAGCAUCUUGUUUAUCGUGGCUAGUUCACUUUGGCUAUGUUUUGGCUUUAAAGCAUCGCCUUGGACAUAGUUCUCGGGGCCCUCUAUGUCAACUUAUAUUGUGGGUUCUACUAGUAAUCUUCAAUAUAAUAGCACUACGCAGUUCCAUUCUAACUGGAGCUCAAAAUAACUUUUAUAUUGCUUCAAUAUGUUGUCAUGGGUUAUAUUUCCUUACUUUAUUACCAUCGAGUGACUCAAGGCCAACAUUUUACUCACCAUGCCUUGUUGGUUCACAACAUUCACAUAGUGAAUACACACCACUCCUGCCACAAGGUGACGAGGGUAUACUUGGCACUGCUAUGCAAGGAGCUAGUUACUGGUCCAAACUUACUUUCACAUGGGUCAAUCCACUUCUCCAAAAAGGAUAUGAUAACAAGCUGCAAGAUCCAGAAGAACUGUAUGAUAUCCCGGCAAAAUAUAGAUGUUCUUAUGUUGGGGCGAGAAUGGACAAAGCACUGAUCGGAAAUGUUGAUAAUUAUCAACAAUUUACUGAAGUGCCACAUGAACCUUUUAUAGGCUCUGGCUAUGGAGCUACAGGUGAGACACAGCCACAGAUAUCAACUCCAGUAACACCAACAUCCAGAGUACUGCUGCGUCCAGCACGUCGUCAGAACGUGUCCCUGCUACGUGCCUUACAUCAUUGCUUUGCUGUUCAGUUCUAUAGCAUUGGAAUGUUGAAGCUGGUUGCAGAUAUGGCUGGCUUUGCCGGACCGAUAUUACUCAAUAAAUUAAUUACUUUUGUUGAAGAUACUAGUAUUGACCAACAUUAUGGAUAUAUAUAUGCGGCAACACUUCUCGCAGCCACAGUUAUAGGUUCUCUGUUUAAUGUUCAAUUUAACUGGCUAAUGUCGAUCAUAGGGCUCAAAAUGCGCGGAGCGAUCGUAUCGACGAUUCUCAGAAAGACUCUUAGUGUGACGACGACUGAACUCAACAAGGCUUUUAGUGUUGGAGAAAUAACGAAUUUCAUGUCGACCGAUACAGAUCGCAUCGUGAACUCGUGUCCAAGUUUCCAUGCCUUAUGGAGUAUACCACUGCAGUUAUUCAUCACCCUGUUUCUUCUUUAUCAACAAGUCGGGGUCUCAUUUUUGGCUGGCGUAGGAUUUUCUAUAAUGUUGAUACCAGUGAACAAGUUGAUAGCUAAUAAAAUAGGCGAGCUGAGUACCGAGAUGAUGAAACAUAAAGAUUCUCGCGUCAGCUUGAUAGGCGACAUGCUCCGCGGCAUUCGGACUGUGAAAGUACACGUUUGGGAAGACUACUUCAUCGACAGAGUAUCAGAGGCGCGGCAGGGCGAGCUGCGGCGGCUGCGCGGGCGCAAGUACCUGGACGCCGUGUGCGUGGUGCUGUGGGCCUGCACGCCCGUGCUGCUGGCCGCGCUCACGCUGGGCACGCACGCGCUGCGCGGGCUGCCGCUCGACGCGCCCACCGUUUUUACAACGGUGGCAUUGAUAAAUAUGUUAAUAGCACCAUUAAACGCAUUCCCCUGGGUCUUGAACGGGAUCACCGAAGCCUGGGUGUCUAUAAAACGGAUACAAAAACUACUGGAUCUGAGAGACAUGAACGGUGAACAUUACUACGACCGCCUGAAUAUAAACAGAGACGAAGACAAAAUUAUUAUCCUAAAGAAUGCUUCAUUCACGUGGGCGCAGCCUUCGGUGCGGAGGAAGCCGAUUAAUCCAAAGAAAAAUAAAGGAAAGUCUAAAAAGAAGUUGACCAAACGCACUGUCAGAAGUGAUUCGGUGUCUUCCGGCGAGGCGACAAUGCAAGAGCCCUUUACGUUAAAGAAUAUUUCUUUAGAAAUCGGCAAAGAUGAGCUAAUCGGUAUCGCCGGCCCCGUGGGAAGCGGCAAGACGUCCUUGUUGCUGGCUAUCGUCGGCGAUAUGAUCAAACAGAGCGGCGACAUACAAAUACCUGAGUCUCUGAACAGUUUUGGUUACGUAUCUCAGCAGCCUUGGCUCGUGCGUGGAACUAUACGCGAUAAUAUACUGUUUGGAAAACCGUACGACGAGGCGAAGUUUAGAUCUGUGAUCGACGCAUGCGCUUUGACGGAGGACCUCAACGUGCUGGGCUGGAACGCGUACGUGGGCGAGGGCGGCUGCACGCUGAGCGGCGGACAGCGCGCACGCGUGGCGCUCGCGCGAGCCGUCUACCAGGACAAGCAAGUGUACCUGCUGGACGACGUGCUGGCGGGCGUGGACGCGGCGGUGGCGGCGCACAUCAUGCAGCGCUGCGUGCUGGGCCUGCUGCGCCACACGGCGCGCGUGCUGGUGACGCACUCGCCGCGCCAGCUGGCGCGCACGGCCCGCGCGCUGCUGCUGCGCGACGGCCGAGUCGCCGCGCAGGGCUCCCCCGACACCGUGUUGCACGAAAUAGAGGAAUUCUUACCGAGCGAGACCGAAUCUAUAGGCGAAGAAAAACCCUCUGCUCACGAAGCGGAGCCUCGGUCCGACGACCAGGACGACGUCAGUCAAAACAGUUUGAACAACGACGAAGCGAUGUCAGAAGGUACUGUGGGUUGGUGGGUGAUCGGUCUGUACUUGCGCUCCGUGGGGGCAUUCCUGACGAUGACCAUCAUCAUCUCCCUCGUCCUCAUGCAACUCUCCCAGAACUUCACGUUCCUGUGGCUCACGUUUUGGGUUCGAAGCGGGAGCAAGAACACGACAACUUUACAAUCAUCGGUUGAUUAUACACACGAAAAUACGACGAUUCUCGACCACGGCUUCAACAUGGCCGACAGUAUCGUUCACGUCAUCGCCAACAAAACGAUGGAACUAAUAACCGGAUUGACUGCAUACAAUGUCGCAAGUGACAAUACCAGCGGGACCGACGCUUAUCUUGUUCAGGAGCCGCAGCUGAGGAAGACAUCGAUCACCGACACUUAUUACAUGGAGGUUUAUUUUGGUCUCGCUGGAUUGAACUUAGUAUUUACUAUCAUGCGAGCAUUUUUGUUUGCAUAUGGCGGCGUCAAGGCAGCCGAAAAAAUACACAAAGUUCUCCUUAGACAUGUCGUGAAGGCGAAUAUUAAAUUUUUCGAUACGACUCCGAACGGUCGCAUCAUUAACAGGUUUUCGUCGGACACGUACACCGUCGACGACUCCCUGCCGUUCAUUUUAAAUAUCCUCCUUGCCCAAGUGUUUUCCUUGAUGGGCGCGGUGGCGGUUACUGUCUACGGUCUACCGUGGUUGCUAGUGGGAGUGUUACCUAUGACUUUUAUUUAUUACAGAUUACAGCGCCGAUACCGAGUCACCUCGCGGCAGCUCAAGCGCCUGCAGAGCGUCGCCCUCUCGCCGGUCUACGUACACUUCAACGACACCCUCGAAGGGCUCAGCACGGUGCGCGCACUGGGCGCGGCGGCGCGCUGGGCGGAGCGCGGCGAGGAGGGCGUGGAGCGCUGGCAGCGCGCCGCGCUGUGCGGCGCCGCGGCCGCGCAGUGGCUGGCGCUGCGCCUGCAGGCCGUGGCCGCCGUCGCCGUGGUGGCCGCCGCGCUGCUGGCCGUGCUGCAGCGCGCCACGCACGCCGCCGACCCGGGUCUCGUGGGCCUCGCGAUAUCGUACGCGCUGUCGAUGACGUCGAUGCUGAGCAACGUCCUGAACGCCUUCACCGAGACGGAGCGGGAGAUGAUCGCCGUCGAGCGUGUCGGCGAGUACAUCACGCAGAUCGAAAGCGAGAAAGUGGAGGGAGUAGCGCCACCGUACGGGUGGCCCUCGCACGGUGUUAUAAGUUUUGAGGAUGUCUAUCUUAAAUAUGGAACCGGCGAGCAGAGCGAGGCGGCGCUGCGGGGGCUCACAUUCGCCAGCCGGCCGAGCGAGCGGCUGGCCGUGGUGGGCCGGACGGGCGCCGGCAAGAGCUCGCUCCUGCGCGCCGUGCUGCGCCUGGCGCCCUGCAGCGCCGGACGGGUGCUGGUGGACGGCGUCGACGUGUCCACGCUGCACCUCCACGCGCUCAGAUCGCGGAUCGGCAUCAUACCGCAGGAGCCGUUCAUCUUCACGGGCAGCAUUCGCGAGAAUGUGGACCCGCUGCGGCAGUACCUGGACGCGGAGGUGUGGCGCGCGCUGGAGGCGUGCGGCGCGCGGGACGCGGUGGUGUCGCGCGGCGGGCUGGCGGCGCCCGCGCUCGGCGUGUCGCGCGGACACGCACAGAUGCUGUGUCUCGUCAGGGCAUUACUGCAGAGGGCCAAGGUAUUGCUAGUGGACGAAGCGACGGCCAACCUCGACGCGGAGAGCGAGCGCGUGAUCCUGGACACGAUCCGCUGCUCGUUCGGCGGCAGCACGGUGGUGUUCGUGGCGCACCGGCUGACGGGCGUGCUGGAGUGCGCGCGCGUGCUGGUGCUGGGGGCGGGCCGCCUGCUGGAGCUGCGGGCGCCGGAGGACGCUCUGGCCGACCCCACGUCGCACCUGUACCGCCUGCUGCAUCCCGACCGCUAGGGGCGCUAGCGGACGCGGACAUUUAGCUUGUGAUAAUAAUUAAGACUAUAAGUCAAUUAUUCUUGAAAUAAGAACUAUUCAUUUUAUUUAGAAUAGUAUUUUAAUUAUAAUUUGUGAUAUUACUAUUUUGUUUGAAGGCACUGACUUGAAUAUAUAAAUAUAAAGAUAGAUGCCAUGAGUGCGGCGUAAUAUUAUGAAAAUUAAACUUUCCACCUUUAGUACCUACUAUGACGUCACAAGAGCAAUUUUGUGACGGAAAACACACGUACGUCACAUAUUACUAUUUGAUUCUUACUUUAUAUUUUUUAUUAAAUAUUUUUUCAAUAAAUACAUAAUUUAUUUCGUUCCAUUCGUACUUGUAUAAACUUUCGUGUACUACGCAAAUAAGAUAUUAUUGUGUAUUUUAACUUAACGUUUUACUUCGUAUUGCACGUCCAAAGCUAUCUAAAUAUAUAUAAAGAUAUGUGAUUGAAGGUAAUGUGUUACCGUUACAGUACAGGGUAGUCCAAUAUAAUUCCAUUUAUUUUUUAACUAAACGUUUAGUCAUUGCUCACAUUAUAAUUUAUUUAGGUUAGUUGAGGACAUGCUCUAACUACUUUUUUAUAUACAUCUAUAUUUCUUUAAAAAA
This is a messenger RNA of Vanessa tameamea, 5586 nucleotides long. RefSeq lists its product as uncharacterized. The record is from RefSeq and is a predicted model, not a curated record. The transcript is spliced from 22 exons. Gene Ontology annotation, biological process: transmembrane transport. Lineage: Eukaryota; Metazoa; Arthropoda; Insecta; Lepidoptera; Nymphalidae. Gene Ontology annotation, molecular function: ATP binding; ATP hydrolysis activity; ABC-type transporter activity. Bases 171 to 4958 code for a protein of 1595 amino acids. Gene Ontology annotation, cellular component: membrane.